UCCCAGUUCACCACAGGCACAUGCAGCGACUCGGCAGUUCACAGCUGUGACCUGUGUGGCAAGGGCUUCCGCCUACAGCGUAUGCUCAACCGGCACCUCAAGUGUCACAACCAGGUGAAGAGGCACCUGUGCACCUUCUGUGGCAAGGGCUUCAAUGACACCUUUGACCUAAAGAGGCACGUCCGCACACAUACAGGCAUUCGCCCCUACAAAUGUGACGUCUGCAACAAGGCCUUCACCCAGCGCUGUUCCUUGGAGUCCCACCUGAAGAAAAUCCACGGGGUGCAGCAGCAGUAUGCCUACAAGCAACGCCGGGACAAGCUCUACGUCUGUGAGGAUUGUGGCUACACGGGCCCCACCCAGGAGGACCUGUACCUGCACGUGAACAGUGCCCACCCGGGCAGCGCGUUUCUCAAAAAGACAUCCAAAAAACUGGCAGCGCUUUUGCAAAACAAGUUGACAUCCGCGCUCCAGGAGAAUGCCAACCUGAGCGAGGAGGAGGAGAAGUGAGGAGGAGGGAGAGACGCCGAUGCUGACACGUUUACAUGGAUGUUUGGGUCUGAGGGUCCCACUGGCUCUUUCUGAUUACAAGUGUUCAGUUUAUCUCUUUGUCUUUUUGGGGCCUCAGCAGGGGGAUCUGUUCCAAGGCUGUCGAUUGUAAGAGUGGUGUCAGGUCCCCCACAACCCAUGUCCUGUUGAACACAAUCAUGUUAACAAAAGCCGAUGGGUGGCUAUGAUCACCGUGCAGGACUUUUUUUUUUUUUAGGAUUUUCACACAUGGAGGCGGAGAUGUUCUUUAGAGAGACCAUCAUAUUAUGGUGCCUUGAAAUAAAAAUACUUCCACUUGAAAUGCUACUUAA
This is a messenger RNA of Miniopterus natalensis, 860 nucleotides long. The record is from RefSeq and is a predicted model, not a curated record. NCBI's taxonomy places the organism in Eukaryota, Metazoa, Chordata, Mammalia, Chiroptera, Miniopteridae.